AAAAUCUUUGCCCAAUAAUCUUUGCACCGUAGCGUAUACAAAGUGGAGACGAUGCUUUCUGUCAUGGACGCACGUGAUUGGAUUUUACCGGAAUUACCGUUCUACGGGCUUCCGGGAAGAUUUUCCGUCCGUCCGGGUCUGCGGACUCAAGGAGAGAACGGUUUGUACACAUGUCCAUAUCCGCCUCCCAAUGCAGAACCACAUGAAAUGAAUAAAGCACCACAGGCUGUAGCGGGACCCUCCUCUAACCCUCACCCUGCCCCCUCCCCUGGCUUGUCACAGCCCUCAUUCCCCCCUGGGCAGCCCGCUUCUGUAGUGUAUGCCAACCCACCACCUCCACAGAUGAACCCAACACCACAGCCCCGACAGUUUGCCCCUGGGCCCCGACAUAUCCACCAGCAGGGAAGCUUCAGGUCACUACAGCCCUACUACCCCAACAGGGGCAGCCUGUCUCCAGGGAGUGGGCCCCGAGGUGUUCCUCCCAGCAAUGCACCUCGCUCUGUGACGCCCACCCAUGUCUACCAGCCGGGUCCUGGCUCACAAAUGAUGAUGAUCUCUGGACAGCAGUUGCCUUUCACCAAUACACCCCAGGGACCUGCCUACUUCAUACCGGGACAGUACCGCCCAACUGCAUAUGUGACCACAGCCCAACAAUAUCCAGUCCCUCCAGGCACCCCAGGCUUCUACCCAGGCACCAACCCAGCUGAAUAUGCAGGGGCCUACUACCCCGCCCAGGCCCAGUUUCCCCCACCGGUGCAGGCUGGUCCCGUCAUUAUGAACCCAGUUCCUCAACAGCAGCAACCACCACCUCAGCCUCCUCAACACAUACCCACCAAACGAGAACGCAAACAGAUAAGAAUAAGAGACCCUAACCAAGGAGGUAGAGACAUAACAGAGGAGAUUAUGUCAGGGGGGCGCAGUGGCUCCACCCCAACUCCACCACAGACAGCCAUAUCUGGAUCAGAAACUGCAGUCGUGUUGCAGGCCAACGGUGAGAGCGUCACAGCUGCUGCUGCAUUAGCACUGGUUAGACCAGAUGUCAGAGGUAAAGGUACACCUCCACCUUUGUCAAAAACCCCUGACCACAUCACCACAGAGGCACCGUCCUCUGACACGAACACUAAUCUCCCUGCACCACCUCUUCCACUGGAAGCAGAGAGUAGUCCCUUAAACACGGCUUCCACUCUUGCACCCAGCGCUCCUAUGUCGGAUGCAAUGGAGGCACCUCCUCUUCCAAGAGAACCAACUCCUACGCCUCCAUCAGCACCUGAAGUGCCAGCGUAUCCCGCACCUCUGCCUGAUCCAGUACCUUCCUCAAUGGAGUCAACAGAUUCCAAAUUUGCAGAGGAGGAACAAGAAGACAUCGAGGAAGAAGAGGAGGAACAAGAAGACAUCGAGGAAGAAGAGGAGGAACAAGAAGACAUUGAGGAAGAAGAGGAGGAUGUAGAUUCAAAGCUUUGCAUUUCGGACACACCUUCUGCACCCAUCUCCACCACUAAUGGUGUUGGUGCAAAAGACCCCGAGGAGUUGUCAGUUGUUUUACCGCCCAGUCCUCUGGAAACUCCUCUGGAGGCUCCUCUGGAGGCUCCUCUGGAGUCCCCCAUUGCACAACCCGAGGAGCUCCGCCUUCCAAAUGGCCUGCCACUCCCUGCUCCUCAAGACCCAGAGGCCCCUGCCAUGGUUGAGACUGAACGUGACGACAGUCCCAUCGCUGAACCAGAACCUAGCCAUCAGCCUAUUAUCAAGGACUCCGUGGCCGUCACCCAGGCAGCCCCUCCACCUGUUGUCCAAACAACACCUGAGCUGGUUGACCAGCCAACUCCUCCACCUGCUGUUGAGGAGAUUCCUGUGGAACCAGUUCAGGCAGCUCCCACUCAGAACACGGAACAAAUAGAAGAAGAAGAAGCAGAAGCAGAAACAGAAGCAAUAGAAGACGAAGCAACAGAAAAGACUCCUGAUGUUGUGGCAGAUGUCAAGGAAGAUGCCCCAGUGCCACAGACCACGGCCGAUGAAGAGACACUUUCUUCUCCAGAGACUGUUACAACAACUGAAAGCACCCCAGAAACCGUGCCCACUCCUUCCCCUCUCACAGCAGAGGAGAAAGAAGACACCGCCCCUCCCCAGACCGUUGUCCCCUCCCUUGUAGAAACUACUAUGCAAGCUGCUCUGCCUAUGCCAAAGAAAAAGAGGAAAAUGAAGGAUUUGAACAAAAAGGAGGCAGUGGGCGACCUCCUGGAUGCCUUUAAAGAGGAACAGGUAGUGUCCCCACCAGAACCUGAACCCACCCCCAACCCUCCACCAGAACCAGAACCCAUCACUGCUUCUCUCCCUGCGCCGGAGGAGGCCGAUCUGUCCUGGGAGGACAAGGAGGACAAGCUGGAUGCUGAGAACAUUCCUCCAGAUUCUCCACAGACCAAUGGUGACAAGAAGUACCAGUACAAAGAGGAACAAUGGAAGCCAAUUAAUCCUGAAGAAAAGAAGAAAUACGACAGAGAAUUUCUUCUCGGCUUCCAGUUCAUCUCAGCCAGCAUGAAUAAGCCUGAGGGCCUACCAGCCAUCAGUGACGUCGUCCUGGACAAGGCCAAUAAGACGCCUCUUCGCCAACCUGACUCCAGCCGACUACCAGGAAUGAACUGUGGUCCUGAUUUCACGCCUUCUUUUGCCAAUCUUGGCAGGCCUGGCAUGGGUGGACUACUUAGAGGACCACCCCCAGGUUUGGGAAUGCAGGCCCCUGGCCCACGUCGCUCUCAGCAGAUGCAGAGGAAAGAGCCAAGGAAAAUCAUCACCAGUAUGUCGAUGAACGACGACGUGCAGCUCAACAAGGCUGAGAAGGCUUGGAAACCUUCUACGAAGAAAGUCAGUCAUACGCGCGCUGCAGAAGAGACGAAUGAGGAAUCUGACACCGAGCAGGCCAAGACCCAGGAACUCUUCAAACGUGUUCGCAGCAUCCUCAACAAAUUGACCCCGCAAAAGUUUCAAGAGCUGAUGAAGCAGGUGACUGAACUGACCAUUGACACGGAGGAGAGAUUGAAAGGUGUCAUCGACCUCACCUUUGAGAAGGCCAUCUCCGAGCCAAACUUCUCUGUGGCCUAUGCCAACAUGUGCCGCUGCCUUUUGGGGCUUAAAGUACAAACCCCAGAUAAACCAGGAAUGAACUUCCGUAAGUUGCUGCUAAACCGAUGCCAAAAGGAGUUUGAAAAAGACAAAGACGAUGACGAAAUCUUUGAGAAGAAACAAAAAGAGCUGGAGGCAGCCUCUGAGGAGGAGAAGCAACGUCUUGUUGAGGAGCUGGUAGAAACUAAAGACAAAGCCAGGAGGCGCUCGAUGGGCAACAUCAAGUUUAUCGGCGAGCUCUUUAAACUGAAAAUGCUCACAGAGGUCAUCAUGCAUGACUGUAUUGUAAAGCUGCUCAAAAACCACGAUGAUGAGUCCCUGGAGUGCCUGUGUAGACUGUUGUCCACCAUCGGCAAGGACCUGGACUUUGAGAAGGCCAAGCCUCGUAUGGACCAGUAUUUCAAUCAAAUGGACAAAAUAAUCAAAGAGAGGAAGACAACUUCUAGAAUUCGCUUCAUGCUGCAGGAUGUGCUGGACCUUCGACAACUAAACUGGGUACCACGGCGUGGAGACCAGGGCCCCAAGACCAUAGACCAGAUCCACAAAGAGGCUGAACUGGAGGAGCACAGGGAGCAGAUGAAAGUGCAGCAGGCUCUCAUCUCCAAAAAGGAGUAUGGCGGAGGCCCAGGGGGCAGGAUGGGCGGUGGAGGACCGGGCGGACGUGGUGGUCCUCACUCUCAAGGCCGUGGUGCUCCUCCUCAAAACGAUGGCUGGAGCACGGUGACAAUUUCCAAAAGCAGACCUAUCGAUAACUCCCGCCUUACAAAAAUUACAAAGGCUCCAGUACUUGACUUAAACAAUCAGUUGCUUGCCCCAGGAGGUAAAGGUUCAUGGGGCAGCUGGGGAAAAGGCAGCAGUGGUGGAACCAGUGCCAAACCUGCAGAUUCCAGCUCAGAGGUAGGCGGCCGUCCCGCCACCAGCACUCUCAACAGGUUCCAAGCCCUGCAGCAGCCUUUGUCUUCAGGCUCUUCAACAGACUCAGACAGACGAGUUCCUCAGAGAAACAGCUCCAGUCGAGAGCGCAGUGACCGAUUUGACCGCAGCGGUGACCGAUUCGACCGCAGAGAUGACCGGCGGGACGACCGCGACAGGAACAGGCUCCAGCUCACCAAGCGUAGCUUCAGCCGGGAGAACCAGGAGCGAAGCCGCGAGAGAGAAAAUCGUGGGUCAGCCGAUCCCGUCCGCCGAGUGGCCAGUAUGACAGAUGACAGAGACCGGAGCAAUAGAGACAGAGCCCAGAGCAAAGAGAAUGUGAAGCGGGAGACCUCUGCCACCCCCCCACCUCCACAGACUCCCAGCAAGCCAGCCAUGACCGAGGAAGAGGUGGAGAAGAAGACCAUAGCCAUUUUGGAGGAGUACCUCCAUAUCAACGACAUGUCGGAGGCGCUACAGUGCGUGCGAGAGAUAAACAGCACUCUGCUUUUCGUGUUCGUACGAAAUGGGGUGGAAUCGACAUUGGAGCGAAGCACCAUUGCCAGGGAGCACAUGGGGCUGCUGCUCCACCAGCUGGUGAAGACGAGCAUCCUCCCAAUACAGCAGUACUAUAAAGGGCUUCAUGAGAUCUUAGAAAUGGCUGAAGACAUGGCCAUAGACAUCCCCCUGAUCUGGCUCUACCUGGCUGAGCUGCUCACACCUAUGCUUCAUGAAGGUGGAAUUCCCAUGGGAGAGCUGUUCAGAGAGGUGUCAAAACCAUUGGUUCCUUUGGGAAAAGCUGGAGUCCUGUUGGUCCAGAUUCUCAAUUUACUCUGCAAAGGAAUGAGCCAUAAAAAGGCAGGAACUAUGUGGAGGGAUGCAGGUCUGAGGUGGAGUGACUUCCUGCCUGAAGAUGUAGACGUCAACAAGUUUGUGACAGAAAAGAAUGUUGAGUUUACACUGGGUGAAGAGUCAGAGAUGGGCAGAAAGGAGGAGCUGAGCUCAGCAGAGAUCACCCAACAACUGGAUAAACUGCUCCAGGACAAGGCCAGCAACCGGAGAAUCUUUGACUGGAUUGAGGCAAACCUGGAUGAGCAGCAGACCACGGGAAAUGUCUUCAUCCGAGCUCUAAUUACCUGCAUCUGCAAGUCAGCCAUUAUCCGUGAGAACCCGUACGAGUUGCAUGCUCACCAAAUAAGAAUUAGGGCUAAGGUGCUGCAGAAAUACCUGAAUGACGAGCAGAAGGAGCUGCAGGGUCUCUACGCCCUGCAGGCCUUGAUGGUUCAGCUGGAUCAACCUCCAUACCUGCUGCGCAUGUUCUUUGACGCCCUCUAUGAUGAGGACGUGGUCAAAGAGGAGGCCUUCUACAAGUGGGAGGUGUGCAAAGACCCAGCGGAGCAGCAGGGCAAGGGCGUGGCCCUCAAGUCUCUCACCACCUUCUUCACGUGGCUUCGUGAUGCAGAUGAUGAAUCAGACAACAGUUAGACGUCUCGGCCAUCAGAGGGUUUGAUGAGGUGUACUUUGGGAAGUGAAUGUUCUGUGGAUGAUUCGGAGGAAACUGAAUCAGAAAAGUCCUUCUGCACAAACAGAAAAAAAAUUCUUCACCUGGGAGAGAUUGUAUUAUGGAUCGAACAUUCGAUCACCUUAUUUUUUUUUUUUUUGUUAAUGUUUUGCAACCGUUCUGCAACCGAAUGUUUUUUUUUAACUAAAUAGAGAAAAUAGAUAUGAAAGAGAGGGUGCUGAGAAGUUCAACUUGUGGGAGACUACGCUGUUAUUUUCUUUUUUUUUUCUUUUUUUU
Messenger RNA from Cynoglossus semilaevis (tongue sole), 5824 nucleotides. RefSeq names its product eukaryotic translation initiation factor 4 gamma, 1b (gene eif4g1b). Gene Ontology annotation, cellular component: eukaryotic translation initiation factor 4F complex. Bases 52 to 5511 code for a protein of 1819 amino acids. Gene Ontology annotation, molecular function: mRNA binding; protein binding; translation initiation factor activity. The transcript has 33 exons. Lineage: Eukaryota; Metazoa; Chordata; Actinopteri; Pleuronectiformes; Cynoglossidae. The record is from RefSeq and is a predicted model, not a curated record.